This is a messenger RNA of Spirometra erinaceieuropaei, 369 nucleotides long. The record is from the annotation of a GenBank genome assembly. NCBI's taxonomy places the organism in Eukaryota, Metazoa, Platyhelminthes, Cestoda, Diphyllobothriidea, Diphyllobothriidae.
AUGCGCCAACAACCUGUCAACUGCAACUGCUGCCUCACAACCGCCUCCGCUUCAACCCCCUUGCCUACCACGACAUCGCCCACCCUCACCACCGUUGCUCCGAAUCCCGAAGCCUCACCGCCGACUAUCAUUGCCACUUCCAUCAUCUUUGCCGCAAUCACCGCGGCGACGUCGACAAAAUCCGCCUCUACCACCCUCGACAUCGACCGAAACCCUUCGGACGUCAUCUCUACCACCAGCACAUUCAAAAUCGUCACUCACACCUCCAGCGAUGUGGACUCGGUCCCAACCUGUCCUCGUUGCGACCGCACAUUCAACUACCUUAUGGGCCUUUUCGACCACAUCCGCAUUUAUGAAAAUCUGCAGUAA